AUGACCUGGCGAUCGAAUAAACACGACAUCAACAUCUGCCACAUGAAGGGAAAACACGAAGCAGAAUGCCGGAAUUUUAUCAAAGUGCUGCUUCUACGCAACGACAACGUGCUCUUUGUGUGUGGGACGAACGCCUUCAACCCCGUUUGCUCCGAUUACAGUAUGGACUACUUAGAACCGAUGGGGGACAAUAUCAGCGGCAUGGCCCGGUGCCCUUACGAUCCCAAGCACGCCAACGUUGGCCUCUUUACAGGAGGGAUGCUGUUCACAGCCACGGUGACCGACUUCCUGGCCAUCGACGCCGUGAUUUACCGCAGCCUGGGAGACAACCCCACUCUACGCACGGUGAAGCAUGACUCCAAGUGGUUUAAAG
This is a messenger RNA of Notechis scutatus (mainland tiger snake), 373 nucleotides long. NCBI's taxonomy places the organism in Eukaryota, Metazoa, Chordata, Lepidosauria, Squamata, Elapidae. The record is from RefSeq and is a predicted model, not a curated record.